This is a messenger RNA of Tachysurus vachellii, 6601 nucleotides long. It is a transcript of the gene nalcn, whose product is annotated as sodium leak channel, non-selective. Gene Ontology annotation, biological process: transmembrane transport; monoatomic ion transport. Lineage: Eukaryota; Metazoa; Chordata; Actinopteri; Siluriformes; Bagridae. The record is from RefSeq and is a predicted model, not a curated record. The transcript has 44 exons. Gene Ontology annotation, molecular function: monoatomic cation channel activity. The coding region runs from base 518 to 5680 and encodes 1720 amino acids. Gene Ontology annotation, cellular component: membrane.
AUGGUUCAACAAAUCCCAUCUGUCCUGAACACGCCACUCAAUGUCGUACUGUAUAUAUAUGCGGUGUCUGUUGUGGUGGACAUUAUUUGUCGAUAUAAUCAUACUGUAAACGUUCCACCAUAUAUGCCAUGUUGACUAACUGUUGUGUGUUAUUUACAGGGUAUGCCUGAUCGCAUGUUAUGUGCAGUGCUGGAACAAUUUCAGCUUUACUUUUCCCGUUGGUAUGUGCGCUUUGUUUCAGUUAGUGUGUCAUAUCCGUGUAUUAUCGUUCACUGUGAGAAUGGCCCUUACCCCAUACUAUAUGCAACCUCGAUAUUGGUCGGCUCUAGGUGUGUUUUUAAUGGUGAAGAUCAAGUGUGAUCUUUGCAGCAGGUCAAGGGGAAGGUAAGGUUAUAUUUGUGUGACGUGAUACAGCGUCUUGUGUUCUCCUUGUGCUUAAUUGUUUCCCACAGUGGCCAUGCGACACAACAGCUCAUAACGCCUGAUUCACUCCCUCUAUAGCACGGCAAGUCCCAGCAUGCUGAAGAGGAAGCAGAGCUCGCGCGUCGAAGCGCAGCCGAUGACCGACUUUGGGCCUGAUGAAACGCUCACGGACAGCGCUGAUAUUCUUUGGAUCAACAAAGCAUGGGUGCACUCUUUACUGCGAGCCUGCGCAAUAAUCAGUGUCAUCUCCGUCUGCAUGAACACCCCAAAGACUUUCGAGCACUAUCCCCCGCUGCAGUACGUCACCUUUACUCUGGACACGCUGCUCAUGUUCCUCUACACUGCCGAGAUGAUCGCCAAGAUGCACAUCAGGGGCAUCGUCAAGGGAGAUAACUCCUACGUUAAAGACCGCUGGUGCAUGUUUGAUGGUUUCAUGGUGGUCUUUCUUUGGGUGUCUCUUGUGCUCCAGGUGUUUGAAAUAGCUAAGCUUGUGGAUCAGAUGUCAACGUGGAGAAUGCUGCGUAUACCCAGGGCACUCAUAAUGAUCCGGGCAUUUCGGAUCUAUUUCAGAUUUGAGUUGCCACGCACUCGCAUAACCAACAUUCUCAAGCGAUCUGGAGAGCAGAUCUGGAGCGUGUCCAUAUUUUUGCUUUUCUUCCUGCUCCUUUAUGGAAUCCUGGGGGUUCAAAUGUUCGGCCCGUUCAACUAUCACUGCGUUACGAAUGAUACAAAGAUAUAUAAUGUCACGUGGAACAGCCUUGCCAUUCCUGACACUCACUGCUCUCCAGAUGGGGAGGGAUACCAGUGUCCCAUGGGAUUUGAUUGCGUUAACUUGGAGGACCUGGGCCUCAGUCGACAGGAGCUGGGCUACAGCGGCUUCAACGAGCUGGGCACCAGCAUAUUUACAGUGUAUGAGGCUGCAUCUCAGGAGGGCUGGGUCUUCAUCAUGUACCGUGCUAUUGACAGCUUCCCACGCUGGCGUUCCUACUUCUACUUCAUCACGCUUAUCUUCUUCCUUGCUUGGCUGGUCAAGAAUGUCUUCAUAGCUGUGAUCAUUGAGACAUUUGCUGAGAUCCGGGUUCAGUUUCAACAAAUGUGGGGCUCCAGAAGCAGCACUACAUCCACAGCGACUACUCAGAUGUUUCAUGAGGAUGCGUCUGGAGGAUGGCAGCUUGUGGCUGUGGAUGUUAAUAAACCACAUGGUCUUGCUCCUGCCUGCCUCCAGCACCUGAUGGGUUCGUCUAUGUUCCACAUGUUUAUCCUGAGUAUGGUGGCCAUGGAUGUGAUUGUGGCCUCCAGCAACUAUUACAAGGGCAAGAACCAUAAAAAGGACUAUGAUGAGUUCUACCUGGCGGAGGUUGCUUUCACAAUGCUGUUUGAUCUGGAGGCUCUUUUAAAAAUCUGGUGUCUGGGCUUCACCGGGUACAUCAGCUCUUCUCUACACAAGUUUGAGUCUCUGUUAGUUGUGGGCACUACUCUGCACAUCUACCCUGACCUCUACCACUCCCAGCUUACCUACUUCCAAGUGUUGCGAGUGGUCCGCUUGAUCAAGAUCUCUCCUGCGCUGGAGGAUUUUGUUUACAAAAUCUUUGGUCCAGGAAAGAAGCUGGGCAGUCUGGUGGUGUUCACAGCGAGUCUACUCAUAGUCAUGUCUGCUAUCAGUCUACAGAUGUUCUGCUUCGUGGAGGACUUGGAUCGCUUCACCACCUUUCCACGGGCCUUCAUGUCCAUGUUUCAGAUCCUUACUCAGGAAGGUUGGGUGGACGUCAUGGAUCAAACCCUGGUAGCAGUGGGACGAGUGUGGGCUCCAGUGGUGGCCAUUUACUUCAUUCUUUAUCACCUGUUUGCUACGCUGAUCCUGCUCAGUCUGUUUGUAGCUGUGAUUCUGGACAAUCUUGAGCUUGAUGAGGACUUAAAAAAGCUAAAGCAGCUGAAGCAGAGUGAGGCCAACGCUGACACAAAAGAGAAACUCCCGUUGCGCUUGCGUAUAUUCGAGAAGUUCCCCAACAGACCACAGAUGGUGAAGAUCUCUAAGCUGCCGUCAGAUUUCACUGUGCCCAGGAUCAGGGAGAGCUUUAUGAAGCAGUUUAUAGACCGGCAGCAGCAGGACCCCAGCUGUCUGUUCCGCAGGCUGCCGUCCGCCUCAUCUUCCUCCUGUGACCACUCCAAGAGGUCGGCCAUUGAGGACAAUAAAUACAUUGAUCAGAAGCUGAGGAAAUCAAUAUUCAGCAUCCAUGCUCGCAAUCUCUUGGAAAAAGAAACAACCGUCAAUAAAAUCCUACGAGCCUGCACCAGACAGCGCAUGCUGAGCAGCUCCUUUGAGGGCCAGCCGACUAAAGAGCGUUCCAUCCUCAGCGUGCAGCAUCAUAUUCGCCAGGAGCGCAGGUCUCUCAGACACGGUUCCACCAGCCAGAGGAUCAGCAGAGGCAAAUCUCUAGAGACACUUACUCAAGAUCAUUCAAGCACUGUACGUUAUCGCAAUGCUCAGAGAGAGGACAGUGAGAUCAAGAUGAUCCAGGAGAAGAAGGAGCAGGCUGAGAUGAAACGAAAAGUUCAAGAAGAGGAGCUGAGAGAGAAUCAUCCUUACUUCGACAAGCCGCUGUUUAUCGUGGGAAGAGAACACCGUUUCAGAAACUUCUGCCGGAUGAUCGUGCGGGCCCGCUUCAACGCCUUGAAAACAGAUCCUGUAACAGGAGCAGUGAAGAGCACAAAAUAUCAUCAGUUAUAUGAUCUGCUUGGCUUGGUCACAUAUCUGGAUUGGGUAAUGAUUGUGGUUACCAUCUGUUCUUGCAUCUCCAUGAUGUUUGAGUCUCCGUUCACCAGGGUCAUGCAUGUGCCAACUCUUCAGAUAGCUGAGUACGUGUUUGUCAUUUUCAUGAGCAUUGAGCUGACCCUGAAAAUCAUGGCAGACGGUCUGUUCUUCACCCCUACUGCAGUCAUCCGAGACUUCGGUGGAGUCAUGGACAUUUUCAUCUAUUUAGUCAGUCUGAUCUUCCUGUGCUGGCUACCAACCAACGUGCCUCCAGAAUCAGGUGCUCAGCUUCUGAUGAUGCUGCGCUGCUUGCGUCCUCUGCGCAUCUUCAAGCUGGUGCCUCAGAUGAGGAAGGUGGUGCGAGAGGUCCUCAAAGGAUUCAAAGAAAUCUUCCUGGUGUCCAUUCUUCUCCUGACAUUAAUGCUGGUCUUUGCGAGCUUCGGAGUACAGCUCUUUGCUGGAAAGCUUGCCAAAUGUAAUGAUCCUGAUAUUAUUGACGAGAAAGACUGCCAUGGCAUCUUCAGAAUUAACGUGAGCAUCUCUAAAAACCUCAACCUAAGGCUCAGACCAGGAGAGACAAAACCUGGAUUUUGGGUCCCUAGAGUGUGGGCAAAUCCUCGCAACUUCAACUUUGACAACGUAGGCAAUGCCAUGCUGGCUCUCUUUGAAGUCUUGUCUCUGAAGGGAUGGGUGGAGGUCAGAGAUGUAAUUAUACAUCGAGUGGAUCCAACCCAUGGCAUCUACAUCCAUGUCUUCGUGUUCCUGGGCUGUAUGAUUGGCCUCACGCUGUUUGUAGGGGUUGUAAUAGCUAACUUUAAUGAAAACAAGGGUACAGCUCUGCUGACAGUGGACCAGAGGAGAUGGGAAGAUCUGAAGAGCAGGCUAAAGAUUGCUCAGCCACUACACCUUCCCCCACGUCCAGAGAACGGUGGUCUCCGUGCCAAGAUGUAUGACAUCACGCAGCACCCUUUCUUUAAGCGAGGCAUAGCAGUGCUGGUCUUAGCCCAGUCUGUGCUACUGUCUGUUAAAUGGGAUGUGCAAGACACAGUAGUGACGGUUCCCCUGGCAACCAUGUCUGUAAUUUUCACAUUCAUCUUCGUCCUAGAGGUCACUAUGAAGCUGAUAGCCAUGUCGCCGGCUGGGUACUGGCAGAGCCGAAGGAACAGAUAUGACCUGCUGGUUACGUCGCUCGGCGUCAUAUGGAUCAUUCUGCACUUUUCAAUACAGAAUGCCUAUACCUACAUGAUGGGCACUUGUGUGAUAGUGCUGAGGUUUUUCACCAUAUGUGGGAAACACGUGACUCUUAAGAUGCUGCUUCUGACGGUGGUGGUCAGCAUGUACAAGAGCUUCUUCAUCAUAGUGGGCAUGUUCUUACUGCUCCUUUGUUACGCCUUUGCCGGAGUGGUGCUCUUUGGCACUGUCAAAUACGGAGAGAACAUUAACAGACAUGCAAACUUCUCUACUGCAGGAAAGGCCAUCACGGUGCUGUUCCGCAUCGUCACAGGUGAAGACUGGAAUAAGAUUAUGCAUGACUGCAUGGUACAGCCACCGUUUUGCACACCAGACAUGCUCCGCUACUGGGAGACGGACUGUGGAAACUACGCCGGUGCCCUUAUUUACUUCUGUUCGUUCUACGUCAUCAUCGCCUACAUCAUGCUGAACCUGCUCGUUGCUAUCAUCGUGGAGAACUUCUCUUUGUUCUACUCCACGGAGGAGGAUCAGUUGCUAAGCUACAACGACCUGCGGCACUUUCAGAUAAUAUGGAACAUGGUGGAUGACAAGCGGGAGGGUGUGAUUCCCACCUCCAGGGUGAAGUUUCUGCUGCGACUGCUCAGAGGCCGGCUGGAGGUGGAUCUGGACAAAGACAAGCUGCUCUUUAAGCACAUGUGCUAUGAGAUGGAGCGACUGCACAGUGGUGGAGAUGUUACCUUCCAUGAUGUGCUGAGCAUGCUGUCCUACCGCUCAGUGGACAUCAGGAAGAGUCUGCAGCUGGAAGAGUUGCUGGCACGAGAACAGCUGGAAUACACCAUCGAAGAGGAGGUGGCCAAACAGACCAUCCGCAUGUGGCUGAAGAAGUGCCUCAAGCGCAUCCGAGCCAAGCAGCAGCAGUCAUGCAGCAUCAUUCUGAGUCUGCGUGAGAGUCAGAAGCAGGACCUACGUCGCCUACUCAACCCACCCAGUAUUGAAACUACUUUGCCUAGUGACGAAGCCAACACCAAUAACCAGGACAACCCUACACAGCCUGAGCAGAACAGUGGCUUGCAGACUCUGCUGAGCCCUACUCUGUCAGACCGUAGCAGCUACAGGCAAGACUCUACAGAUCGCCCCCAGAGGAAGCUGGGGCAGUGGAGACUGCCCACAGGACGCACCAGCGUGAAGUCCAUGGUGUGCAAGAUGAACCCAGUAAACGACGAGGCCUCCUCGGGCUCAGAGGUUAAAAAGUGGUGGACUCGACAGUUAACCGUGGAGAGCGACGAGAGCGGUGAUGACCUCAUUGACAUUUGAGGGACCAUAGUUCAAGCGUACACACGCUUCAGCACCAUGGUAUAUGCUGUCAGGAUGAGCUCUUUCUGCUCGUUGCCCAGCUUUAGCUCUUUGCCAGAGUAAUGUCCAAUAAAGGCUCCUGCCUGUUAGACAAAUUGAUGGCUACUGGUGAAGAUAUAUGCAUUUGAACAUGCUUAAAAUAUGCAUUGUUGAAGUAUGCACAUGCGAAGAGAAAUCUGUAUUCCAUUAAAAAACAUUUUUGUUUAAAUAUAUUUUUCUUCUCCAAUUGGCUUCCCAGAAACUUGGUUCCAAGGCCAUUUCGAAAGCAAGCUUCCAUUUGUGGUUUAAUAGAGGUUUAUAAAAGACCCAUUCACCCUUUUAUAUAUUAUGAAUUCAUUACCAUUAACUGAGGAAAUGUGUAUUGAUUUAUACUCAUCAUAGUUUUUUUUUUAAAGCAAGCCGUUCUUGCUCGGCUACGUCUGAGAACACAUCGUCAUUGGAGGAAGAGCUCUGUAAGCUUUAGUGUUAGUAAUGUAGCCACACAAAGAGUAGAUGGUGUGAGCCCUCAGGAAACGUAACAGAACUGUAAUUUGAGACCCAAAUGCAAUGUUUACGGCGACAGAGUUUUAGUGUCAAUAUGCGUUCUUCUAUGUCUACGUUCAAGUCAUACAGAUUUACUCUGUCACUGUUUUGUCUUUGUGCCAGUGUUUUUCUUCUUUACUUUACCUCCAAGGCUGCUCCUGAGUUGCUGCAUUUCUAAAUGUCUUGUCAUGUGUAUCUGGUACAGUGAGCGACUGUCUUCACACUGCAGACAAGACCGUGAAUGUACCUUUGUGUGUUCAGGCUAUCUGUGCAAAAUCUUACUAAUAAUAGUAUUACAAAAAAAUCAUAUUAAGUUAUUUAAUAGAUAAAAUAAGCAUAUCAUAAAUCUAUUUUGUAAAA